Brassica napus (rape) is the source of this 1553-nucleotide messenger RNA. RefSeq names its product ATP-dependent Clp protease proteolytic subunit 6, chloroplastic. Gene Ontology annotation, cellular component: endopeptidase Clp complex. The transcript is spliced from 9 exons. Gene Ontology annotation, molecular function: ATPase binding; ATP-dependent peptidase activity; serine-type endopeptidase activity. The record is from RefSeq and is a predicted model, not a curated record. Bases 471 to 1292 code for a protein of 273 amino acids. Gene Ontology annotation, biological process: protein quality control for misfolded or incompletely synthesized proteins. NCBI's taxonomy places the organism in Eukaryota, Viridiplantae, Streptophyta, Magnoliopsida, Brassicales, Brassicaceae.
UCUUUUAGAUCAUUUCAAUGUAAAAUUCUAUUUUUUUUCUUCAAAAAAUGGAAUAUUUCUAAAAUUAAAUUAAAUUUACUCUAAUAAUAUUCGAUUUUGGUGAAAAAAAGUAAAAGAUAAAAAUUGAAAAAAAUAUUUCGUUUAUAGAAUAAAUAUAUUUUUAUUUUAUCACUCCAUAGAAAAUAAAGCGAGAUCAGAGUAUUUCUUACUUUAUUCUCUAUUUUGAAAUGAAUCAAAUCAAAAGUUGCCGUAAACUAUAAGGAUUAUUGGUUCUCAAGAGUCGGUACAAGAUUCCGGUUAUGCAGAGUUAGGAUUUGGUUCUGAACCCGCCGGCUGAGACAGAGUCACUCAGACCCGUCUUUGUUGUUGCUGUUGACCGAGUUGAGUUCAGUUUCGGUUCGUGUCCAAACAAUAUCCACGCCCGAACCCAAAAAAAAAAAAAUUCACAAAAGUUUUGAGCUUUGGUAGCAAUGGCGGGUUUGACGAUUUCACCUCCUCUCGGUCUUUCCUUCUCUUCUCAAACUAGAAACGCUAAACCCACUUCGUAUCUAUCUCACAAUCAAAGAAAUCUAACAAGUCGUAUAGUUUCUGCGCUUCCAAGUCCGUAUGGCGAUUCAUUGAAAGCUGGACUUUCGAGUAAUGUCUCUACAAAGAUUGGCAACAAGGAUCAUCAUAGCAUUGAUCAAAGAUUUGGAGUGAUAGAGGCUAAGAAAGGAAACCCACCUGUAAUGCCAUCAGUGAUGACCCCUGGAGGACCUUUGGACCUUUCUUCAGUGUUAUUCCGCAACCGCAUAAUCUUCAUCGGACAACCCAUCAACGCACAAGUAGCUCAGCGUGUCAUAUCUCAGCUUGUAACCCUCGCUUCUAUUGAUGAUAAAUCCGACAUCUUGAUAUACUUGAAUUGCCCUGGAGGCAGCACCUACUCAGUGUUAGCGAUCUAUGACUGUAUGUCUUGGAUAAAGCCUAAGGUUGGAACAGUAGCGUUUGGAGUAGCAGCGAGUCAAGGAGCACUUCUUCUUGCUGGAGGUGAGAAAGGGAUGCGCUAUGCAAUGCCUAACACUCGUGUCAUGAUCCAUCAACCUCAAACUGGAUGCGGAGGACAUGUGGAGGAUGUGAGGAGACAGGUGAAUGAAGCCAUUGAAGCCAGACAAAAAAUUGACAGGAUGUAUGCAGCCUUCACUGGACAACCUCUUGAGACAGUGCAGCAGUACACUGAAAGAGAUCGUUUCUUAUCCGCUUCUGAGGCGCUUGAGUUUGGGCUUAUCGAUGGUCUACUGGAAACAGAAUACUGAAGCAACAUACAGGACAAUGCACAUUAGACGGUUCAUUGCAUGUUCAAAGCUUCCCAGUUUCAUUUGAAUAUGAAGAGUUGUUAACUGACUUUGUGCAUAAACCAAUUUGUUUUUCUUGGUUUUGGUGUCUACUAAACAGACUAAAACCAAUCUGUCCCAUUUUUCUAUUUGCGCUGAACCAAUUUGAAAACUUGUGUUCUAUUUACGUUAGGUUAGCUUGUUACUAUUCAGUUAGGUAAUUAAAAUCAUAUACAAUGCCAA